Fusarium oxysporum Fo47 is the source of this 1972-nucleotide messenger RNA. Its product is annotated as major facilitator superfamily domain-containing protein. Gene Ontology annotation, molecular function: transmembrane transporter activity. Gene Ontology annotation, cellular component: membrane. Bases 260 to 1972 code for a protein of 570 amino acids. The record is from RefSeq and is a predicted model, not a curated record. The transcript has 3 exons. NCBI's taxonomy places the organism in Eukaryota, Fungi, Ascomycota, Sordariomycetes, Hypocreales, Nectriaceae. Gene Ontology annotation, biological process: transmembrane transport.
GUCAACACCUCCAAUUCUAUCUUACCCUCUUCGAUCUGUUUAACAGCCCGCUUACAUCAAAUAAGGAUGCAACUCAUGGUAUCAAUUGAUUGGAGUCCCUGAUGGUCUCCAAAUAACUCUCCAACCCGAGACCGUUGUGCCCACCGAACCUCGACAAUAUUAAACCUCGAGGCCCGUGUCCGAGUCCGAGUCCAAUCUAGCCUCCGGCCAUUGUCUCCUUACCCAUCGCCUUCGGUUCUUUGAAACCGCCUCAUAUAAAAUGGCCCUAUCGCGGCCCGAGCCUGGCCCCAAUGCGUCGGUCGAAGCGUUUGCGCAAACCGGCGCUGAGCCCUCGCUCGAUGAUAGCGACGACGAAGAUCUUCGGUCGGCCGUUGGCAGUGGAAGUGAUGUUUACGAGCUGCAUGAGAGGAAUACGGGUAGAGGUAGACACGGCAGCGCGAUAUGGGAUGCCGAAGCUGCAGAGGAUGGGGAUGUAGACCAUCCUCUCGUAGGAGAGCGCUCGCGAAGUCCUGGUUCUAUGGCGAGUUUCCAGCUCUAUACCCCUGAUGAAGAACAAGCCGUGCGGAGGAAGUUCGAUCGCAAGCUUGUCUUGUUCGUCGCUCUCCUUUACAUGUUGAGCUUCGUCGACAGAUCCAAUAUCGGCAAUGCUCGUAUAGCUGGUAUGGACGAAGAUCUCCAGUCUGACCCGCCCCGCGAUGAAUGGUACCAAUGGGCCCUCACGGCGUUUUACAUUACUUACAUUGCCUUUGAAUGGAUGUCGCUUCUGUGGAAGCUCAUUCCGGCGCAUAUAUUUGUGUCGAUGGUGGUCCUGACAUGGGGUCUCAUGGCGUCCCUUCAGGCUGUCGCGACGUCUUAUCCCAUGUUGAUUGCGCUGCGCGCUGUCCUUGGAAUAGGAGAGGCUGGCUUCACGGGGAUUCCAUUUUACUUGAGUUUCUUCUUCAAACGAGAGGAGCUUGCAUUCCGGACUGCUAUUUUCAUAUCUGCUGUCGCAGCGGCACCCUUGGCUACGACGUUUGCUUCAACGCUCGCCUGGCUCAUUGUUAAGUUUGCUGAGUUUGGCCCUAUUGCUCCCUGGCGUCUUCUCUUUAUCAUUGAGGGGUUCCCAUCCGUCAUCGCGUCUGUAGUAGCCUGGAACGUCAUUCCUGACUCUCCACAGACAGCCCCUUACUUGACCAAGCGUGAGAAAAAGGUUGCCCAUCUACGCCUUCGCAGCGAGCAGUCGACGGCCACAAACAAUAAGCCUUCGUCUGGUCUCAAAGGUCGCGAUGUUCUAGCAAUAUUUCGUGACCCUGUUGCGUGGAUCACUGCAACCAUGUUCUUCCUCACCAACAUGGCGUACUCCUCUCUCCCCGUCUUCCUCCCCAAGAUACUCACUGAGAUGGGUCACGAUACUAUCACCUCUCAAGCUCUCAGUGCUCCCCCAUACUUGGCGGCUUUUGUCAUCGUCCUCUUCACAGCGCACAUGUCUGAUCGUCUGCGCACACGCACCGUACCUCUAAUAUUCCACGCCCUCGCUUCAUCAAGUGGCUACGCCAUUCUGGCUUUGGCUAAACCCCUUAAUCUUCCUAAUUUCAUCCGUUAUAUGGCCGUAUAUCCUGCCGCUAUAGGCUUUUUCAAUGUCGUCACUCUCAUCAUUACUUGGAGCAUCAACAACCAAGCCAGCCAGAGCCGUCAAGGCGGUGGCUUUGCUCUCCUCCAACUCGUUGGCCAGUGCGGACCGCUCGUGGGUACCAGAUUGUAUCCGGAUCGAGAUGCUCCCUAUUAUGCGCCUGGGAUGAGCACAUGUGCAAUCGCUAUGCUUCUGGUCUCCAUACUAGCGUAUGCUCUUCGCUUUUAUCUCAAGUAUCAAAAUCGUAAAUUCGACCGGGCUGAGAGUGAGCGUCGGCAGGGAGGUGACGAGGUUGAGGAAGAAGGCCUCGUUGGCUCUGGGAGACGCAAAUCAGCGGCUGUUGUCUUUCGAUAUAUGUUAUAA